Molecule: messenger RNA, 1146 nt
Organism: Spodoptera exigua (beet armyworm)
Lineage: Eukaryota; Metazoa; Arthropoda; Insecta; Lepidoptera; Noctuidae
Source: the annotation of a GenBank genome assembly
AUGCUUGUUACAGUUGAGGUAUCCUGUGGUGGCGCGGUGCAGAAUAACCUGACUUACUUCAUGUCGCCCGGUUUCCCCGAGCUGUGGGGCGGUGAAGAAGACUGCAACAUUACCAUUGAGAAGACACACGCAGGCAUCAUGCAGCUCAGGAUCGACUUUCUUCAUUUCACUAUUGGGCAGCCCAACAGAACUACAGGCGAUUGUGACGAGGAUGCCAUGAUCUUAGGAGAUGGAGACAGCAAGUUCACAUUAUGUGGACAGAAUCACGGGCAACACGUAUACUACACGCUAUCAGCGGGUAGUGAAAAGCGAGAAGACAGCGACCUGCCUGGCUCGAAGACCAUCAACUUAUCGAUGAGGAUGCGAGCUGGUGACAUGCCACGCAUCUGGCUGAUGAGACUUGCGCAGAUGCCGCUAGCGAAUACCGCACCACAUAAUUGUUUCCAGUAUUAUACAAGUGAUAAUGGUACAAUAAAGACUUUCAACUACGCGUCAAACGGGCGUCACUUGGCUAGUCAGGACUACAAGGCAUGCAUCAGAAGAAAUUCGGGGUUCUGUUCCAUACGAUACACUCCAUGUGAUAGUCGCUCCUUCAGGAUAGGACCUGGAAAUGGAACUCCUCUCGUAAUGGACCCUGCAGAAAUGCAGCAAGAAGAAAUGAUGCCAGCUGAUGACAUGCAAACACAAGAAGACGAAAUGGAAGGUUCUGGAAACGAUCCGCAAAUGGAAGCACCAAUGCGAGAGGAGCCUAGUCUCAUAUCAAGGGCGAGGUCAUCCAGCUGGUCGCGGUGGUCACCAUACACGCAGCACUAUGGGAACGAAGACGACAGGUUCCGGUACUUCGGCUAUGGAAACUAUGGGAUCGGGCUGACCGGCCAUGGCAGACAGCGGUGUGACGACAGAAUCACCAUUCCAUGUGAAAAUGAAUAUUUUGUAUCGAGCUCGUACUUCGGUGCAGGCGUAUGCGACCCUCAUCAUUGCGGCAACACCUUCUGUCCGGGACAGCAGCGGCCUAACUGUCACGUGGAGACCGCUAUAACUCCUUUCGCGGUAUCUGUGCAUUUUGGACCACCCACAGUCAAGAGGAGUCCAGAGGAAAACAUUGGAAUGUGUUUGAGAUACACACAGUUGCCUUGUGACACUUGA